Messenger RNA from Adelges cooleyi (spruce gall adelgid), 3011 nucleotides. RefSeq names its product leucine-rich repeat-containing protein 4C-like. Gene Ontology annotation, molecular function: protein binding. Bases 572 to 2545 code for a protein of 657 amino acids. The transcript is spliced from 6 exons. The record is from RefSeq and is a predicted model, not a curated record. Lineage: Eukaryota; Metazoa; Arthropoda; Insecta; Hemiptera; Adelgidae.
UGUCUUGAUGACGACUCGUGCCGCGGUGUACGUGCGUUUCGAUAGCGACGGUUGUUUUGCACGUGUUAAAUAGACAAUCGGCAACGGAUUGCCCGACACACGGUGGUGAUGUUUUGUGUUUGUAUUGGGAAACACGAUCAGAUGAACAGGAGAACUGCUGAAAUUCAAGCUUGAAUUCAAUCGUUGUACGGAUAUUAUCUUAUUAGAAAAACCCAUAGCAAGACAAUUACACUUGACGAUAAACGAUUGUUGACUAAGUACUACUUCACUGGAUGUUAUGUAAGGACCGUCGUAAAAUGGAUUAAUUUUCUGAUGAAUUAACAAAUUUAUUAAGAGGUUAGCAAUCAUUUAAAGACAUCGUUUUUCAACAAAAGUUGAAUAAGAUAUCUUAAAGACAACUGGUCAAUUGUUUGAAAACGUCUAUAAAUUGUAAUAUUCAGACGAUUUAAACAGUUAUCCCAGUCUUUAACAUGCGUAAGAAGCAAACUACUGCAAGAUUGUAUACGUCAAAACAGACAUCAAAAGAUAUAGCUGAUAAAAUCACAAACACAAAAUGAGUUGACUCUCCGUAAUGGUUCAAUGGACGUCGGCGGUGAUCACUACGAUUACGCUGAUGAUGAUAAUGGCAACAGUGAUGUCGCCAGCGAACGGCAACAGUGACAGGCUGUCGGUAGCCACGCCGGGCUGUCCGGCGGGGUGUUCGUGCAAGUGGAAGAACGGCAAGCAGACGGUGGAAUGCGUCAAUAAAAAAGUAACGGCCGUUACCGGUUUGGGCAUCGAUUCGGCCACCCAAGUGCUGGACAUAUCGGACAACGACUUGUCGGCUGCAGGUCUUCCUCGAGAUACAUUUCUUACGGCCGGCCUGUCUAACCUGCAACGGAUCCACGCGGCCCGAUGCAACAUGUACUACGUGCACGAUCGAGCGUUCCGGGGUCUUACUAAUCUAGUCGAUCUGGAUCUGUCGGGCAACUGUUUGCGCGAAGUGCCCACUACCGCGUUCGGUGAGUGCACGUCACUGAUGAAGCUCAACCUGGCCGGCAACCCGAUCGACCGAGUGGCGGCACGCGCGUUCCGGCACCUGAAUCAGCUCACUUUGCUGGACCUCAGUCGGUGCGGAAUACAACGGGUUGAGGCCGGCGCGUUUGAUGGCCUUCGAAACCUAGAUUGGCUGAAAUUGGACAGUAAUCGGCUGACACACGUGCCCGGACCAGACACGCUACCAAAACAACUCCACGGAGUCGAUCUGCACCGAAACGACUGGCAGUGCGACUGCCAAAUGAUCGAUAUGCAUCGGUGGUUGUCCGAGUGCCACGUGCCGGCCACGGUAGAACCGGUGUGCGCGGGUCCAGACGAGUAUGCCGGCGUGCCGAUUAGGGCAGUGUCCAGUAUCGAACUGGCGUGCGAACCGAUAGUGGACUACGAAUCGUACGCGAUGGCUGUACAAGACGUGCACGAAGGCGAGGACGUGGUGUUUCGGUGUCUAGUGAUGGCCACGCCGGCGGCCACAGUCGAGUGGUUGUUUGGGGACGAGCUCGUAGACCGGCAUAACGCUACCGAGUACGUGUCCGUGGACGGUAAUACGACGGCUGAACUACACGUGUUCAACGCCAGUAAGGAAGACGCCGGCAAGUACACGUGCUUGGCCGAAAAUCGUGCCGGAACCGCGAGAGCCAAUUUCACGGUGACCGUGCGUCCUCGUCCAUCUACUGCCGCCGGAUCAUCACCGCCUUCAUCGUCGUCUACAUCCUCGUCGUCCAGUGAGGACGUCGGUCGCCUACCAUACAUGGCGUACACGGCCACUGUCUGUAGUGUUGCCAUACUAGCCGCGGCGGCCGCACUAAUGGCUGUACACUGCAGUAAAUUGGCCAAACGGAUGGAACCCGAUUCGGGUGUCUCGACAGACAAGAGGCGCACGUCUGGAGCAUCAGCAGUGUCCGGGACGUUGGCCGUUGGUUACCGAACGGUGGACACGAUGGACAAAGAACCUGUACCGGCGACCCCAGGGCCGGCAAUGUCCGAGACUGCUUUAGUAGGGGCCGUGGACGACGUCGACCACAAUCCGGACGUGGUGAAUGACGCCAGCAAAAAGGAAAAUCGUUGUAGUGAAUGGGAAAUCGACUUCGACGACAUCGUGUGGACGGACUGCUCGCCGGCGGCCACCGGUUACGUGUCCAUACAAAUACCGGUACAGUGCGGAGUCGGGUGUCUUGGGGCGUACUACGCCAUCGCCACCGCAAGCGCCGAUACCAUGACGGCGACGGGCACGUUCGGUCGACGCCAACGGCGGGCAGUGUUGGCCGCCACCACGACAGCCGCAACGACGACGACUUGCGACGGAUACGACACCUUGGCCGCCAUCCGGUCAAUAGCGUUUGACGACACGGCCACCGCCAUUCGGACGACAGCUCAAGGAUAUCCAGCCGUUACCGCAUCGCCGCCAACAAUAAUAGUGGACACCGAUGGCGAAUCCGUCACGCCAAUCCUGAGUCCACCCUUACCGUUCAGGUCACCAGUGGACGACGCCGACGACUCCAUAGCUUUGUGAAAAAGCUCUACUUUUCUGACACGAUUUUUUGCAACCAACAAAUACCAAAAACAAAUAGUAAUAUAUCGGUAAAAACCGUUAAAAUAAGUGGGGUGCUUUAAACACUGAAAAAGUCCCCUCGCAUGGAACACAAUUUUGGGGGUGCUAGCUUGCCAACCCCACCUCAAAUUGCGUCUUUGAAACUCAUAUGUUACAAUACUCAUACCAAUUUCUUUUAUGAAGUAUUCUCUAAUCGCUUGUCUUUUUUUUUUAUUUAACCAUUACCUAAGUACUAGCAUUAUAACUAUUGUUUAAUAUUUGUAUAUUAUGCAAAUAUAAGGUUGUCAAUGUUUUGAUUAUAAAAGUUAAUUUGUAUGUAUUUACAUGUUUUUCUUUAGCUUGCUAACACGUACGUACGUUUGUACGGGUAUUUUUCAAAUUUUGCAAAAAUAAUUUAACUCACUUUCCAAUGUUGUAUGGGGCUGAA